CCUCCGCAGCCCGCCGUCAGCCCCCGAGCCGGUGACAUCCCAAGAUGCUGCGUUGCUGGUGGGAGUGCCCGAGAACAUUCUCUGUUUCUCCCGCUCCUUUGAGGACCUCACCUGCUUCUGGGAUGAGGAGGAGGCGAUGAGUGGGACACGCCACUUCUACUACUGGGAUGUGCCCACGGCAUGCACAGUUUCCACAUGGCACCACGGGGCCAGUGGGACACGGCACGUCUGCGUCUUCCCCAGCCAGGAUGUGCGGCUCUUCACCCAGCUCCACCUCCGCGUCCUGGAUGCCACCACCAACCAGACCAAGUACUGGCGGGAGCUCAGUGUGGACGCGGUGGGAGACAUCGGGCUGUGCUGCAGCACCCCUGACCUGCGGCAUGUGCGCUGCAAGUGGAGCUGGGACCCCACAGAACCCCGCAGCUCCCACCAGCUCUUCUACCGGGCACCUCCAAGCAGGGCCAGCACAAG
Messenger RNA from Antrostomus carolinensis (chuck-will's-widow), 471 nucleotides. RefSeq names its product thrombopoietin receptor-like. Gene Ontology annotation, molecular function: protein binding. The annotation marks the transcript as partial. The record is from RefSeq and is a predicted model, not a curated record. The transcript is spliced from 4 exons. Lineage: Eukaryota; Metazoa; Chordata; Aves; Caprimulgiformes; Caprimulgidae.